Molecule: messenger RNA, 471 nt
Organism: Priapulus caudatus
Lineage: Eukaryota; Metazoa; Priapulida; Priapulimorpha; Priapulimorphida; Priapulidae
Product: ammonium transporter NrgA-like
Exons: 1
Biological process (GO): ammonium transmembrane transport
Cellular component (GO): plasma membrane
Molecular function (GO): ammonium channel activity
Source: RefSeq, a predicted model, not a curated record
UUAAGCUCAACGGCUUUGGUUCUAUUGAUGACACUGCCCGGUUUGGCUCUGUUUUACGGUGGUUUAGUCCGUAGCCGUAAUGUCCUUUCUAUAUUAAUGCAGUGUUUUUCUAUUGCAGGUAUUGCUUCCGUUCUGUGGUUAUUGCUUGGUUAUAGUAUCGCGUUUGGUAUCGGCAAUGAUUACUGGGGUGGUUUAGAUAAGCUUAUGUUCAGCGGCGUCACGAAAGAGGGUUUGGUCGGCGAUAUUCCAGAGUCAUUAUUUGCACUUUUCCAAAUGACUUUUGCCAUAAUUACACCUGCCUUGAUCGUCGGUGCCUAUGCGGAGCGAAUUAAAUUCUCCGCAGUUAUACUCUUUUCUUCUUUUUGGUUAAUCCUAGUGUAUGCGCCGGUAACGCAUUGGGUUUGGGGUGGUGGUUGGUUACAACAAAUGGGUUUGCUGGAUUUCGCAGGGGGUACGGUGGUGCAUGUAACG